Molecule: messenger RNA, 1717 nt
Organism: Zingiber officinale
Lineage: Eukaryota; Viridiplantae; Streptophyta; Magnoliopsida; Zingiberales; Zingiberaceae
Product: WD-40 repeat-containing protein MSI4-like
Exons: 15
Coding region: 85-1473 (462 amino acids)
Biological process (GO): regulation of gene expression
Cellular component (GO): nucleus
Molecular function (GO): histone binding
Source: RefSeq, a predicted model, not a curated record
AGAGAAACAAGUGGGAGAGUGAUUUCUCACUCAGCGCCAGCAUUUGGUUUCGCGAAAGAGGCGGAAGCAGCGGAGCUGAGGAGGAUGAAAGAGCGAGACGGGAAGGCGACGGUGGACGAGAGGUACACGCAGUGGAAGUCCCUCGUCCCCGUCCUCUACGACUGGUUCGCCAACCACAACCUUGUCUGGCCCUCCCUCUCAUGCCGAUGGGGGCCUCAACUCGAACAAGCAACCUACAAGAAUCGCCAACGCCUUUACCUCUCUGAACAGACUGAUGGUUCUGUACCAAAUACUCUUGUCAUAGCAAAUUGUGAGGUUGUCAAGCCAAGGGUAGCUGCUGCUGAGCAUAUCUCCCAGUUCAAUGAGGAAGCCCGUUCCCCGUUUGUGAAGAAAUACAAAACAAUUAUACAUCCAGGGGAGGUAAACAGAAUUAGAGAGCUUCCUCAGAACAGCAAAAUAGUUGCUACACAUACUGACAGCCCUGACGUUCUAAUUUGGGAUGUUGAAACGCAACCAAAUCGCCAUCCCAUGUUAGGAGCUGCUGAAUCUCGUCCAGAUUUGGUAUUGACAGGACAUCAACAAAAUGCAGAAUUUGCCCUGGCUAUGUGUCCCACCGAACCAUUUGUGCUUUCUGGAGGGAAGGACAAAUCAGUGGUCUUGUGGAGCAUACAGGACCACAUUUCUUCUCUUGCAGAAUCAUCUUCCAAAUCGCCUGUCUCAUCGACACCAAAUUCUGGCGGUAAGUCAUCCAUUAAAUCUGGUGAGAAAAACCCAGAAAGUCUUGGACCAAGAGGUGUGUACCAAGGUCAUGGAGAUACUGUUGAAGAUGUCCAGUUCUGUCCAUCUAGUGCACAGGAAUUCUGUAGUGUAGGCGAUGAUUCUUGCCUCAUUCUAUGGGAUGCUCGAGUUGGUACUAGUCCAGUUGUCAAGGUUGAGAAAGCUCAUGAUGCUGAUCUUCAUUGUGUGGAUUGGAAUCCCCAUGAUCAGAAUCUUAUUUUGACUGGAUCUGCUGAUAAUUCAGUUCGAAUGUUUGAUCGCCGUAACCUUACAUCUGGAGGUGUUGGGUCACCCAUCCACAAAUUUGAAGGUCACAAAGCUGCUGUUCUUUGUGUUCAGUGGUCUCCUGAUAGAGCAUCAGUUUUUGGAAGUGCUGCAGAAGAUGGCUUUCUCAAUAUCUGGGACUAUGAGAAGAUUGGUAAGCAGAAAGAACAUUCUGGAGUAAAAACACCCAACUCACCUCCGGGUUUAUUCUUUCAACACGCGGGGCAUAGAGAUAAAGUGGUGGAUUUUCAUUGGAAUGCAUCUGAUCCAUGGACUAUUGUUAGUGUUUCUGAUGACUGCGGAAGUACUGGCGGGGGUGGUACAUUGCAGAUUUGGCGUAUGAGUGAUUUGAUAUACAGGCCAGAAGAUGAUGUUUUGGCAGAGCUGGAGAAAUUCAAAACCCACAUACUGACAUGCUCACCAAAGGCCUAGAUCUUCCCUAAGGCCUAGAUCUUCGCUAUAUUAAUUGUAUCAGGAUUGGAAGACUAGUGAAGUAGAUGAAACUGCCUUGUUAUUUUCUCGCACUCCUGCUGCUAUAUUAAUUGUAUCAGGAUUGGAAGACUAGUGAAGUAGAUGAAACUGCCUUGUUAUUUUCUUGCACUCCUGCUGCUAUAUUAAUUGUAUCAGGAUUGGAAGACUAGUGAAGUAGAUGAAACUGCCUUGUUAUUUUCUUGCA